This is a messenger RNA of Gryllus bimaculatus (two-spotted cricket), 519 nucleotides long. Lineage: Eukaryota; Metazoa; Arthropoda; Insecta; Orthoptera; Gryllidae. The record is from the annotation of a GenBank genome assembly.
AUGGGUCCACCGCCCUUCGCUAAACUCACACUUUGCCCCCAACAGUGCGAGUUGCGAACGGCGUGUUCAAAGCGAGCGGGCGGUCGCCCCCGCCUCGUCCCGCGCCGCCCACGCACGGGUGGGUGGGCUCUGCGAUGGCUGGCAGGGAGCCGGCGCGGCUCAGGGGCGCUCCUAGCGGCGAACGCGCUCGGCUCGCGACAGCGGAGGCGGCAGCGCGGAGCGAAGCGGCCACGUGGUGAGUGCGCGCAGCGGAGCCGAGCGGAGCGGACGGACCCCUCUGCGCGCGUCACCGCCGCCGCCGCUGCCGCCACCCCCGCUGCCAGCGCCGCGGAUUACUGCUCCACCCUCAGACCGGGCGUCGUGCCCAGCGGUCGCGCCGUCGCGCAGCGCCCGCGCCGCGCGCCCUCGCAGCGUCGGGAAGAACCUGCCGUCGCCGUGGUGCCUAGCCCCGCCGCCGCUGCCGUCGCGCCUGCAGCCGCGCCGCUCGCCGCGGCGCCGGCCGCCCCCCAUGGCUCGUGA